AUGCUAAGCAAAUAUUCAAUUAGAGCAUUAACUCUAUUACGUUUUCCCAGAUAUGAGUUUAGUUAAUAACAACAAAAACAAAGAGAGUAGUAGGACGAUUGGGAUGAGAGAACUAUCGAAGCAGAAGAGGCUAAUCCAACAUUGGAGAAUAAAGAGAAAGCAUUUUCAUACUUCAGAUUGUUUUCAAGGAUAUUUUGGUGGACAACAUCCGCUUUGUUUGGCUAUAAUUUGUAUCUAAAUAAUUAUAAAACCGAUCCAACAUAAGAAUUGGGCUAUUAAAAGUAGAUAAAUGACGCUGCCAAAUAUUGCUAAGAUCAAUAUUAAGCAUUUUAUGAUUUUAUGACUAAGCCAGCAAUUGAUAAAUUAUUGCCUGACAUCCCUGAAUUGCCAUUUGGAUACGAAAUACCAAAGACCUUGGUACUUAAUAUCUCAGGUACUUUAUUGCAUAUGGACUAUGUGUUUGGUGUUGGAGGAGAAAUCAAAAGAAGAAAUGGUUUGUAGAGGUUUCUUGAAAAAUUGCCUAAAAUGUACGAGGUUGUAAUUUUGAGUGAUGAUGAAACCAUGUUUACAUAACAAAUUACUCAAAAAUUGGAUCCCACAAGAUAGAUAUUUGCAGGUGCCUUUGGUAGAGAAUCAAUGGUGUUUGAGAAAGGAAGAUAUAUAAGAGAUUUGAAGUACAUCAAUCGUCCUCUGAACAGAGUUAUAGUACUUGAUUCUGAUCCAGAGAGGAUGUAUUAAUACCAAGACAAUGGUAUUUUCAUCAAGCCAUUUGAUGGGAAACAAAAUGAUGAAGUCUUAAAGGAUGUUCUUUUACUCUUGGAACACCUCUCCAAACCUCAAAUAAAGGAUGUUAGAGCAGAACUGAGGAAGUUUGGCAAUUUCGAUCCUCAAAUCAAAUAUUUAGAUGAAGUGAAAGCCAGGGAAAUUAAUAUCAAAUAAACUAUGAACAAAGGGUUCUUUAGUAUAAUGAAUUAAAGAAAGAAUCCUCAAUUUGACCAAUCUAGAAGACAAUGAAAUAAUUUAAUUAUCAUAUGUUUGUUAUUUCUAUGUAAUUAUGGUAUAUAAAUUAUUAUUAA
This is a messenger RNA of Paramecium tetraurelia, 1076 nucleotides long. RefSeq lists its product as uncharacterized. Lineage: Eukaryota; Ciliophora; Oligohymenophorea; Peniculida; Parameciidae. The record is from RefSeq and is a predicted model, not a curated record. The transcript is spliced from 6 exons. Gene Ontology annotation, molecular function: phosphoprotein phosphatase activity.